Molecule: messenger RNA, 807 nt
Organism: Radiomyces spectabilis
Lineage: Eukaryota; Fungi; Mucoromycota; Mucoromycetes; Mucorales; Radiomycetaceae
Exons: 3
Coding region: 101-658 (185 amino acids)
Source: RefSeq, a predicted model, not a curated record
UUCAUUAUCUUUUUUUUUUCUCCUUUUGCUCUUCAUUAUCAACCUCUUUUUAUUAUUUUAUCGUUUCCCAUAUAUUUUCUGACAGUUAAAUUUAUCAUCGAUGGGCGGAACCAUUUCCAGAGCAAAGCAUCUUAGUCUGAAAUCUUUUAGCACGGGUCACGUUGAACCUCAUCCUCAUCAACGCCACACUCACCCAACGCCAAAGAUUCAUUCUCAACCGGCUCAACCUUCCGUGACGCCUUUAGAAAAGAAAACCAAGAAAAACAACGCAAAAGGAAGUCAAGCACGCCGACGCAAGAAAAACAGGAAAGCCGGUAGUGUGUCUGUGCGCAAGAAACCCAAAUACAAGAAAGUCACCAAGAGCAUCAUUGGCAAGCCGACAAAUUUCAAGCAUACAGGCCAUAUGGGCGGAGACGAUAUCCUUUCCGGUCAAUUUGAUGUUCAGCUGUUCUCUACCCAAAUGCAGGACAUUGCUGCUCAGAUUAAUGCUCCCGAAUAUAAAGUUUCUACGGUGACUUCAUCACCUGCCUCUAUCCGUCGAUCCACAUCCACGUCUAUACGAAAGCGUACACAACAAAGAAAAGGUGUUCGCCAUCACGCUAAUCUUGCUCUCAUGAAGCCCCUCUUGGUCGAGGCACCUUCUGUGACAGUCUAUUAGUCAUGUCUUUCUGUAUCUUUUACCAACCACUCCCCCCUUUGCUGUAUUUUAUCUUUGAUGUCAUGUAAUAUAAUUUGUAUAUUUAUCAUUGUUAUUUUCAAACCACCUAUUUUUAUAAAGCUGUCUAUCGCUGGAUUGAUAAAAAAGAA